Molecule: messenger RNA, 669 nt
Organism: Epithele typhae
Lineage: Eukaryota; Fungi; Basidiomycota; Agaricomycetes; Polyporales; Epitheliaceae
Exons: 2
Molecular function (GO): protein binding
Source: RefSeq, a predicted model, not a curated record
AAACACCUUUGGUUCGACGACGGCACGGUCAUCAUUGUCGCCGGCUCCUCCAGCGCCUUUAAAGUCUACAAGGGCAUUCUCGCUUCCGUUUCAUCAGUCUUUGCCGACCUCUUUUCCCUUCCACGCUCUCAAGAAGACAGCGUCCUGGAAGGAUGUCCUGUGGUGCGAGUACAAGACUCUGCAAUUGACAUGGCACACUUCCUCACUAUAGUGUUUCGCCCUGGGCAUGAUGGUCUCAAGGGUGAACAACAACACUGCCAAUUCUCUGAACUAGCCUCUUUACUACGCCUCGCGCACAAGUACGACGUCGCAGACGCGAUCGCGAUCGCGGUAGACCGUCUCACGAAACGUUUCUGCGACCCCUUCCAAUCCAAGCUUGGCGCUGUCGUCGACUGGGACGAGAUCCAAACACACCUGACCACGUCCUCCGGCGUCACCUUUGACCCCGCCGACGCGGUCGAAGCCCUCAAUCUCAUGCGUCUCGUCAACUCGUCGUUCGCCCCAACAUCGAACUCCCCGCGCUUCCCGGACAGCGCGGUCGCGGUCGCGAUCUUCUACUGCUGCAUCGCCCUGGAAUCCAACCCGCGCGUCCUCCGCGUCGGCGCGCCGCGCGCGGACGGCACGGUGGAGAUGCUCAGCGACGCCGAUUUCGACCGGUGCGUUCGCGCG